AUGCUGAGAGAGAAUAGGUCAAUGUAAGGGUCUGUAGACUAACCUAAUCCUCUAUUAGUAGGUGAGAACAGUAACAUUUGCCGGUAGCCUCCUGGACUGUUGACACUGGGGAAAGUUAUUCAGAGUUAUUGUAUUGACUGUUUUGUGUAACUGCUUGGUGUACGGACGUUAAAGGAAAUAGCCAGAAUGAGAGGCUGAAGCUGCCACCUGGAUAAAGCGAGAAUAGAGGUGGAACAAGGCUACCCAUUGCUGUCUGUCUCCGGUUGAAUUACGCACGAUGGACCAGGUAAAACGUAUAUGGUGUUAUUACACAGACAGUAUUAAGACUCAUCUCAUUCUCUCUCUCUCUCACAGACGCACACAGCGCCGUGAUGUUAUAAUGCAGAUCGUUAUCGUGGUUCACAAGAGUUAAAGUAAAGUCCUGCGCCACAGUUACAUUUUGUAUUACUGUAAAACGUUAGUUAGAUAUGGAGUUGGCAUGAUGCCCAUGCUUCUUGUCUCAACAACUAUUAGUUGGUGGUUCUGCUCUCUGGUUUAUUGCUAGAUGUGGCUGUUUACCUGUAGAGUCGAUGUCAGCGCCCCAGCGGAAACCUAAUUAGCAUAAUAAUAAAUAAUUCCCAUCAAAAUCAGUCUGUUUAAACUAGAGAUUUUUUGCAUGGGCUGCGUCUCAAUCAACUGCAUCCGCCAAUGGCGGCCUUCCACAUCAGUGGUGGAAGGUGGCUGAGCUACAGCAGUGUUUGUCAGACCAUGAGACAUCCCAAAAACGGUUUGGACUACAAACUAAUACUCUAUGGAAAGAUGAGAGUCUCAGGAACACCAUGGUGUUCUCGGUUUUGCUCUAUGACCCCCACAAGCGUCAUGGGACUAGUCUGAAGUUGGUACCACUGAUCUGCCAACUUCUGUCUGUAGUCUCUGAACAGCUUGGGUGAGAUUCUCAAGAACAUGUACAUGUUGGUUGUUUUGCUCUGGGACCCCCACAAGCCUCACAAGACUCUUCUGAAGGUAGCCCGGUACCAGUUUGAAAAAUGAAUGGAAGUACAGUACCUUCAGAAAUUAUUCAUACCCCUUGACUUAUUCCAAAAAGAAUUGUGUUACAGCCUGAAUUCAAAAUGGAUUAAAACAAAUGGUUUUCUCACCCAUCUACACACCACACUACCCCAUAAUGACAAAGUAAAAACAUGUUUUUAGAAAUGUUUGUAAAUGUAUUGAAUAAGUAUUCACACCCAAGAGUCAACAUUUUGCAGAAGCACCUUUGGCAGUGAUUACAGUUUUCUGGGUAAGUCUCUAAGCGCUUUCCACACCUGGAUUGCGCAACACUUGCCCAUUAUUAUUUUCAGAAACUCCAGUGUAGGUUUGGCCUUGUGUUUUAGGUUAUUGUCCUGCUGAAAGGUGAAUUCAUCUCCCAGUGUCUAGUGGAAAGCAGACUGAACCAAGUUUUCCUUUAGGAUUUUGCCUUUGCUUAGCUCCAUUCCGUUUCUUUUUUAUCCUUUAAAGCUCCCCAGUCCUUAACUAUUACAAGCAUACCAAUAACAUGAUGCAGCCACCAAUAUGCUUGAAAAUAUGGAGAGUGGUACUCAGUAAUGUGUUGUAUUGGAUUUGCCCCAAACAUAGCACGUUGUAUUCAGGACAAAAGUGAAUUGCUUUGCCACAUUUUUUGCAGUAUUACUUUAGAGCCUUGUUGCAAACAGGAUGCAUGUUUUGGAAUAUUUUUAUUCGGUACAAGCUAGAUGUUUUAAAGUCACCAUUGGCCUCAUGGUGAAAUCCCUGAGCGGUUUCCUUCCUCUCCAGUAACUGAGUUAAGAAGGACACCUGUAUGUUUGCAGUGACUGGGUUUAUUGAUACACCAUCCAAAGUGUAAUUAAUAACUUCACCAUGCUCAAAAGGAUAUUCAAUGUCUACUUAUUUUUUAUUUUUUACCCAUCUACCAAUAGGUGCCCUUCUUUGUGAGGCAUUGGAAAACCUCCCUGGUCUUUGUGGUUGAAUCUGUGUUUGAAAUUCACUGCUCGACUGAGGGACCUUAUAGAUAAUUGUAUGUGUGGGUUACAGAGAUGAGGUAGUCAUUCAAAAAUCUUGUUAAACACUAUUAUUGCACACAGAGUGAGUCCAUGCAACGUACAGUGGGGAAAAAAAGUAUUUAGUCAGCCACCAAUUGUGCAAGUUCUCCCACUUAAAAAGAUGAGAGAGGCCUGUAAUUUUCAUCAUAGGUACACGUCAACAAUGACAGACAAAUUGAGGAAAAAAAAUCCAGAAAAUCACAUUGUAGGAUAUUUAAUGAAUUUAUUUGCAAAUUAUGGUGGAAAAUAAGUAUUUGGUCACCUACAAACAAGCAAGAUUUCUGGCUCUCACAGACCUGUAACUUCUUCUUUAAGAGGCUCCUCUGUCCUCCACUCGUUACCUGUAUUAAUGGCACCUGUUUGAACUUGUUAUCAGCAUAAAAGACACCUGUCCACAACCUCAAACAGUCACACUCCAAACUCCACUAUGGCCAAGACCAAAGAGCUGUCAAAGGACACCAGAAACAAAAUUGUAGACCUGCACCAGGCUGGGAAGACUGAAUCUGCAAUAGGUAAGCAGUUUGGUUUGAAGAAAUCAACUGUGGGAGCAAUUAUUAGGAAAUGGAAGACAUACAAGACCACUGAUAAUCUCCCUCGAUCUGUGGCUCCACGCAAGAUCUCACCCCGUGGGGUCAAAAUGAUCACAACAACGGUGAGCAAAAAUCACAGAACCACACGGGGGGACUUAGUGAAUGACCUGCAGAGAGCUGGGACCAAAGUAACAAAGCCUACCAUCAGUAACACACUACACUGCCAGGGAAUCAAAUCCUGCAGUGCCAGACGUGUCCCCCUGCUUAAGCCAGUACAUGUCCAGGCCCGUCUGAAGUUUGCUAGAGUGCAUUUGGAUGAUCCAGAAGAGGAUUGGGAGAAUGUCAUAUGGUCAGAUGAAACCAAAAUAGAACCUUUUGGUAAAAACUCAACUCGUCGUGUUUGGAGGACAAAGAAUGCUGAGUUGCAUCCGAAGAACACCAUACCUACUGUAAAGCAUGUGGGUGGAAACAUCAUGCUUUGGGGCUGUUUUUCUGCAAAGGGACCAGGACGACUGAUCCGUGUAAAGGAAACAAUGAAUGGGGCCAUGUAUCGUGAGAUUUUGAGUGAAAACCUCCUUCCAUCAGCAAGGGCAUUGAAGAUGAAACGUGGCUGGGUCUUUCAGCAUGACAAUGAUCCCAAACACACCGCCCGAGCAACGAAGGAGUGGCUUCGUAAGAAGCAUUUCAAGGUCCUGGAGUAGCCUAGCCAGUCUCCAGAUCUCAACCCCAUAGAAAAUCUUUGGAGGGAGUUGAAAGUCUGUGUUGCCCAGCGACAGCCCCAAAACCUCACUGCUCUAGAGGAGAUCUGCAUGGAGGAAUGGGCCAAAAUACCAGCAACAGUGUGUGAAAACCUUGUGAAGACUUACAGAAAACGUUUGACCUGUGUCAUUGCCAACAAAGGGUAUAUAACAAAGUAUUGAGAAACUUUUGUUAUUGACCAAAUACUUAUUUUCCACCAUAUUUUGCAAAUAAAUUCAUAAAAAAUCCUACAAUGUGAUUUUCUGGAUUUUUUUUCCUCAAUUUGUCUGUCAUAGUUGACGUGUACCUAUGAUGAAAAUUACAGGCCUCUCUCAUCUUUUUAAGUGGGAGAACUUGCACAAUUGGUGGCUGACUAAAUACUUUUUUUCCCCACUGUAUUAUGUGACUUGUUAAGCACAUUUUUACUCCUGAACUUAUUUAUUCUUGCCAUAACAAGGGGGUUGAAUACUUAUUGACUCAAUACAUUUCAGCUUUUCAUUUUGAAUUCAUUUGUAAAAAUUUAGAAAAACAUAAUUCCACUUUAACAUUAUGGGUUAUUGUGUUUAAGCCAGUGACAAAACAUCUCAAUUUAAUACAUGUUUAAUUCAGGCUAUAACACAACAAUGUGAAAAAAAGUCAAGUGGUGUGAAUACUUUCUGAAGGCACUAUAUACAGUCGUGGUCAAAAGUUUUGAGAAUGACACAAAUAUUAAUUUUCACAAAGUCUGCUGCCUCAGUUUUUAUGAUGGCAAUUUGCAUAUACUCCAGAAUGUUAUGAAGAGUGAUCAGAUGAAUUGCAAUUAAUUGCAAAGUCCCUCUUUGCCAUGAAAAUGAACUUAAUCCCCAAAAAACAUUUCCACUGCAUUUCAGCUCUGCCACACAAGGACCAGCUGACAUCAUGUCAGUGAUUCUCUCGUUAACACAGGUGAGAGUGUUGACGAGGACAAGGCUGGAGAUCACUCUGUCAUGCUGAUUGAGUUAGAAUAACAGACUGGAAGCUUUAAAAGGAGGGUGGUGCUUGAAAUCAUUGUUCUUCCUCUGUUAACCAUGGUUACCUGCAAGGAAACACGUGCCGUCAUCAUUGCUUUGCACAAAAAGGGCUUCACAGGCAAGGAUAUUGCUGCUAGUAAGAUUGCACCUAAAUCACCCAUUUAUCGGAUCAUCAAGAACUUCAAGGAGAGAGGUUCAAUUGUUGUGAAGAAGGCUUCAGGGUGCCCAAAAAAGUCCAGCAAGAGCCAGGACCGUCUCCUAAAGUUGAUUCAGCUGUGGGAUCGUGGCACCACCAGUGCAGAGCUUGCUCAGGAAUGGCAGCAGGCAGGUGUGAGGGCAUCUGCAAACACAGUGAGGCGAAGACUUUUGGAGGAUGGCCUGGUGUCAAGAAGGGCACUGAGGAAGCCACUUUUCUCCAGGAAAAACAUCAGGAACAGACUGAUAUUAAAUCGCUCUGGAUAAGAGCGUCUGCUAAAUGACUAAAAUGUAAAUGUAAAUAUUCUGCAAAAGGUAUUAAAGGUAUAUAAACGGGAUUGGACUGCUGAGGACUGGGGUAAAGUCAUUUUCUCUGAUGAAUCCCCUUUCCGAUUGUUUGGGGCAUCCGGAAAAAAGCUUGUCCGGAGAAGACAAGGUGAGCGCUACCAUCAGUCCUGUGUCAUGCCAACAGUAAAGCAUCCUGAGACCACUCAUGUGUGGGGUUGCUUCUCAGCCAAGGGAGUGGGCUCACUCACAAUUUUGCCUAAGAAGACAGCCAUGAAGAAAGAAUGGUACCAACACAUCCUCCGAGAGCAACUUCUCCCAACCAUCCAAGAACAGUUUGGUGAUGAACAAUGCCUUUUCCAGCAUGAUGGAGCACCUUGCCAUAAUGCAAAAGUGAUAACUAAGUGGCUCGGGGAACAAAACAUCAACAUUUUGGGUCCAUGGCAAAGGAAACUCCACAGACCUUAAUCCCAUUGAGAACUUGUGGUCAAUCCUCAAGAGGCGGGUGGGCCAAACAAAAACCCACAAAUCUGACAAACUCCAAGCAUUGAUUAUGCAAGAAUGGGCUGCCAUCAGUCAGGAUGUGGCCCAGAAGUUAAUUGACAGCAUGCCAGGGCGGAUUGCAGAGGUCUUGAAAAAGAAGGGUCAACACUGCAAAUAUUGACUCUUUGCAUAAACUUAAUGUAAUUGUCAAUAAAAGCCUUUGACACUUAUGGAAUGCUUGUAAUUAUACUUCAGUAUACCAUAGUAACAUCUGACAAAAAUAUCUAAAAACACUGAAGCAGCAAACUUUGUGAAGACCAAUACUUGUGUCAUUCUCCAAACUUUUGACCACGACUGUACACUGAGUGUACAAAACAUUAAGAACACCUGCUCUUUCCAUGAUAUAGACUGAUUAGGUGAAUCCAGGUGGAAGCUAUGAUCCCUUAUUGAUGUAACUUGUUAAAUCCUCUUCAAUCAGUGUAGAUGAAGGGGAGGAGACAGGUUAAAGAAGGAUUUUCUUAGUUGUUGAGACAUGGAUUGUGUAUGUGCACCAUUCAGAGGAUGAAUGGGCAAGACAAAAGAUUUAAGUGCCUUUGAACGGGUUAUGGUAGUAGGUGCCAGCCGCACCGGUUUGUGUCAAGAACUGCAAUGCUGCUGGGUUUUUCAUGCUCAACAGUUUCCCUUGUGUAUCACGAAUGGUCCUCCAAGCAUUGGAGUCAACAUGGGCCAGCAUCCCUAUGGAACGCUUUUGACAUCUUGUAGACGAAUUGAGGCUAUUCUGAGGGCCAAAGGUGGGUGGGGGGGGGGGGGUUAGAUAUAGGAUAUAGGACAGACGCUUUAAAACAACAUCCUUUUUUAUACCUAAAACGGUCCUAAAAUUCAUAAUCAAAUAGCUAAAUGAUCCUUGGUAUGACCAUCUUAAAACAAUUCCAACAACCCCUCCCCCCCCCCACUGGCUUAGACUUAGAUUUGAUUAAAUGUCACAUUAUUUAGUGCAUUUUAUUUGAAAUCUCUGUCUUUAUCUCUCAGUGUGUGUGUGUAUGGAUGGCAGAGAUAUGAUGUGGUAUAGCAGGCCAGAGGGAUUAAUGCUAAAGCUGGUUACUGCUCCGUCAACCUUCUCACCGCAGCUCUGAGUUACACACACACACACACACACACACACACACACACACACACACACACACACACACACACACACACACACAUACAGCCCCAGGCCCCCUGACCUAUACCUCUAUUGCCCCCAUGCCCUCAUCUAAAAGAAUUAGGCUUCUACGGGUUUCUAUUGGCAGUUUUGGUGCGAAAGGGCCUGGACGAUGCUUUAUGGGUUGUGCACCCCGCCUUGAAAAUUAUCUAGGGGGAACACUGGAUGAUCCGGUCACUUUGUUUUAUCUUAUGUUGAAUUAGACUAUGAAAAGAAAGAGAGAGAGAGUGGGACAGUUAGGGAGGGCUCAAAGAUAACCUGUGAUUUGAAAUUCAAUUAUGAUUCCUUAGUCUUUCUCAGGUAUGAGGUACCUGUUUUCCACCCAUCUCACCCCCUCCCCUCUGUUAUCUCUCUCUCAGGAAGAACACUGUCUGGACUUCAAGUCCUUGAGGGCAAAGUACCAGGAUGAGGAAGUGCUGCUGAAGCAGCCGAGGACCAAACCUGCCCUUCCUUUGAAACCUAAAGUCCUGUCCCCUCCUCACAGCCCUACAAACUCCCUUCCUUCCUUCAGCCCCACAUCACACACACCCUCCAACUCACACGCCCUACCGCCCGGAGCUCGACCCUCCCUCCUCUCCUCCCUCCAGGGGAAGGGUGGCUUCGCACCCCGAGUCAUCUUCGAGGAGAAGGAAAAGAAGUUAAAGGGAAAAGAUCUGCUGGACCAGAAACAGAAGAUAGAGGCAGACCUAGUCAUGAAGAACAAGAAGGUGUCCCUGCUGUCCCCUAGGGGGUCUAAUAGGGGCAGUGUCGAGCUGGUAGACGCGUCACCACCGCCCAUAAACGCAACAGAGAAGAAGAAGGGUUUUCGGGGCAUCAGGAAGCCUGUGAAAUCAGGGAAGAAAGGGAAGGAGGGGAAAGGUGAGUUUCCUCCUCUCCCCAUGUUGGACAUAGCCAGCCCAGACAUGGCUGGCCCUGAACCUCUCAUCGCUCUAACCACCUUCAGAACCCCAUCACACCCUGCUAAUAUACCCAUACCAACCGCCCUCAUCCCACCGGCCCCGGCAGCACACAUUGCCCGCUUACCCCCUGCCCCAAUACCUGCCCCAGUACUAGAUGCCCGCUUAACCCCUGAGCUGUUACCCUCCACCCUGAUGCCUGCACCAGCAGCUGAAACCAUUACAGUCGUAACACCACCCGACCCCCCUACCCUGGAGGUAGAAACCCCAGCUGAGACCAUCCCAGCCCCCACCCUGGCUGUAUUAGUUCCCCCCAGCCCUACCCCUUCCCCUGUUCCUGCCCCACCCAGCCCAGUACCAACUCCCCCAGUCACCCCUAACCCCUCUGCUAUCCCCACCCCACGACCACCCACUAUCGCCACCCCAUCCCCACCUGCAAUCCCCACCCUACCACCACCCACUAUAGCCACCCCACGUCGACCUGUUAUUGCCACGCCACCCCAACCCGCUGACCCUACCCCCUCUCCUCCUCCACCUCCCCCUACACCUACACCUCCAGCUCCUGAACCUGAGUCUGUAGUAGUGGAUGCUGCUGUUGUAGUCGAGGCCUCUGCCUCUACGUCUCCCUCUCACACCCCCCCUCCCCCAGCGGUGGACCCCCCAGUCACACACCCGUCCCCCCAGCCUGAGAGGCCCGUGUUGGUCCAGGAACGACCACUCUCAGCCCUGUCGGCUCUAGGGCGAGCAGAGGAAAUGAUUCCACAAAAAAAAAGAGGAUCAGAGAUAAUAUUCAAUGCUCUGGAGAAGGCCAAGAGGAAGUUCGCCAGGUACACAGUAUACCUUUAA
Molecule: messenger RNA, 8220 nt
Organism: Coregonus sp. 'balchen'
Lineage: Eukaryota; Metazoa; Chordata; Actinopteri; Salmoniformes; Salmonidae
Source: the annotation of a GenBank genome assembly